This is a messenger RNA of Antechinus flavipes (yellow-footed antechinus), 2384 nucleotides long. It is a transcript of the gene MRPS9, whose product is annotated as mitochondrial ribosomal protein S9. Gene Ontology annotation, molecular function: structural constituent of ribosome; RNA binding. The record is from RefSeq and is a predicted model, not a curated record. Gene Ontology annotation, cellular component: mitochondrial small ribosomal subunit; ribosome. The annotation marks the transcript as partial. Gene Ontology annotation, biological process: translation. The transcript is spliced from 11 exons. NCBI's taxonomy places the organism in Eukaryota, Metazoa, Chordata, Mammalia, Dasyuromorphia, Dasyuridae.
CUUUCGCGACGUCAACGAGCGCAAAAGAAUAUACCUCCCACUCGGCACCUGCGCAGGAGACCGACUCCUCCCCUUUCUUUUCUUCCCGCGGUAGACAUGGCGGCUCCCUGGGCGCCUUUCACCGCCACGGUCACUAGCUUUCUUUUUACUCGCAGUAGGAGUGGACUGGCUCGGAGCCUAGUCGCCUGGAAAGCAGCAGCAGUUGAGCAGCGAACGGCAUGUGGGACCCAGGUAUUAAGGGUAAUACAUACCACCAACACUACACAGAAGAAAAAUGUUGCAACCUCAGAACAUGGAGAAUAUACAGUGGCUUUUAUUAAAAAACAGAUUGAAGAAUUCAACAUAGGAAAGAGACAUUUAGCCAAUAUGAUGGGAGAAGAUCCAGAAACUUUUACCCAAGAGGAUAUUGAUAGAGCUAUUGCAUAUCUCUUCCCAAGUGGCUUAUUUGAAAAAAGGGCGAGGCCAAUUAUGAAGCAUCCUGAUGACAUUUUUCCAAAGCGUAGAGCAAUCCAAUGGGGAGAAGAUGGCCGUCCAUUUCACUUUCUAUUUUAUACUGGCAAGCCGUCAUAUUACUCAUUAAUGCAUGAAGUAUAUGGAAUGACAUUAGACCUGCAAAAACACUCAGAUUACCUGAGAGCCAAAGGUCUGUUGCCUCAAAAAAACAAACAAGACCUGAUUGGCAACAGAUGGCUGAUUAAGGAGGAACUAGAAGAAAUGUUAGUGGAAAAACUGUCAGAUCAAGAUCAUAUGCGGUUCAUUCAGCUGCUCGAAAGGUUAUUGACAUUGCCAUGUGGUAGCACUGAAGAAGAAUACAUACACAAGUUUCGCAGAGCUAUACCUAUUCAAUCCCAAAAAAAGCUGAUCGAGCCUCUGCAAUAUGAUGAACAAGGAAUGGCCUACAGCAGUGGGGAAGGCAAAAGAAAAACUGCAAAAGCAAAAGUAAUAGUCUAUGAACAUGGAAGUGGAAGAAUAAAAGUAAAUGGAAUAGAUUAUUUGCUUUAUUUUCCAGUAACACAGGACAGAGAACAACUGAUGUUCCCAUUCCAUUUCCUUGACCGACUUGGAAAACAUGACAUGGACUGCACAGUCUCAGGUGGAGGGAGAUCUGCACAAGCGGGAGCACUUCGCUUAGCAACUGCAAAUGCAUUGUGUAGUUUUAUCACUGAAAAUGAAGUAGAAUGGAUGAGACAAGCUGGUCUAUUGACUCCUGAUCCUCGUGUCAGAGAACGGAAGAAACCAGGCCAAGAGGGAGCCCGCAGGAAAUUCACCUGGAAGAAACGCUAAGUCUUAUUCAAAGAAAAGGAUUGAUUCUGCUGGGCAGCACUUUUAGAAACAUUUUGAUCUGUAUAGUUUAUGUUCAAAUGAUAUGAUGUCAAUAUAUAUUUGAAAAUUAACAAAAACUAUAUAUGUGUAAUAUGUGUGUGUGUGGAUUUUAAAAAUCCUCGUGAAAGAUUGUUUCAGAAACAUUUUAUAGACUAUUAGAACUGAAGGGAAUUUUAGAAAAUAUCUAAUCUAAUUCUCCCAUUUUGCAAAUGAGUAAAUUUAAAAAAAAUUUUUUUUCAUUAAUUAAUCCCUUCUUCCUGCCUCCAUCCUCCCAAAAAUAUGUUCAUUGCCUUCAGAAAAACUAGUAUAUCACAUUGCAUAGUGCCAACAACAUCUGUUGGCAUAGGGUUUGAUAUACAUAUACGUACACACACACACACACACACACACACACACACACACACAUACAUACAUAAAUUUUUCUGUGUGCCAGUGCUUUAAGCCUUGGAGAUAUAAAUACAGAAGUGAAAUCAUUUCUGGCCUCAACAAACUUAUAUUCUAAUGGAGGAGACAGCACAAAGAGGAGAGUUGUAGCCAGUAAAAGGAGUUGUGUUGGUCAGGGGAAGAUGGUGAUUAGAACAGUAGAUAGUCCAUUAACAUACCAUUUCAGUGGAUAAGAUAGUGGUGAUUUGGUUACAGUACUCAGGGAAAGGAAGAGGGAGGGAAUAGAAAGAUGUGGGAAGGAACUAAAGAUGAGGAUUCAUGGUCCCAUGGUGUACAGAAAGGUUACAUGGCCUUUAGUGUAAAAUAGGAAUAGUAGGGCAGGAAAGACCAGGUGAAGAUAGACGUAUGUGGUCCUAGGAAGUAUAGAGCUUAAUAGCCUAAGAAAUACAUUUGAGUCAGGACCUGCAUUCAGAUUUUCCUCUCUUUUCCACUAACUACUUGUAUAACCUUAAACAAGUAUCUUCAUUUCUUUCAGUCUCAGUUUCCUCAUUUGUAAAACAAAAAUGUUGAACUAGGUGACAUUUGGAUUUCCUUCUAACUCUCAGUCUAUAAUCUUAAAAAUAAAAUAUUAUGCUGAAAACAUAAUCAUUAUAAUAAAGUUUUUUUCCAGAAGCAUA